AUGAAGAAACUGAGAGAUCCUAUAGUUAAAAAGGACGAUGGCAGUGAAGCUUUGGAACUUCAACUUGAUGUGAGUAAUUUUAAACCAGAAGAAAUUACUGUGACAACUUCAGGAAAGCAACUUUCCGUCCAUGCCAAACACGAAGAAAAGACUGGAAAUUCCUCAGUUUAUCAGGAGUUUAAUAGAAGUUUCACUCUACCGGACGGUGUUAAACCAGACACUGUUCAAUCCACGCUGUCGAAAGAUGGAAUAUUAAGCAUAACAGGACCAGUGGACAGAGCCUUAGAGGGACCAAAAAAGAUACCAAUUGAACAUAAAAAAUAA
Lottia gigantea (owl limpet) is the source of this 324-nucleotide messenger RNA. RefSeq lists its product as hypothetical. The transcript has a single exon. Gene Ontology annotation, molecular function: protein folding chaperone. The record is from RefSeq and is a predicted model, not a curated record. Lineage: Eukaryota; Metazoa; Mollusca; Gastropoda; Lottiidae. Bases 1 to 324 code for a protein of 107 amino acids. Gene Ontology annotation, biological process: response to heat; protein refolding.